AUGAAUUAUGAACUAAAACGAUACGGUAAAUGUAAACCGACCCCAGAGCUUCAAUCACUUGAAGAACGGGCAAAGAACAUCGUGAUCAAAACUGUGAACCUAGCUAAGCACAGAGUCGGCAUAAGACAAGAGUUGGAUGAACUUGCUGACGGUGCAGCCUAUGCUUGGGAAGGCCAUCGCCUGAACCUGAGCAGCAUCGUAACCCCUAUUGCUAUCACGGGCGAAGAGUUUAUAACCAAGACUAUUGAGAAAGAUUGGCAACUGACAGACGUCUUUAAGUAUCACCUCCAGUACAUGGGGGAGACAUGUGAUGAAGUAUCUCACUAUUACUAUUUCGAGGCCAUCUUCAGCCAACCGACAGCUGCGUACCCUAUACCUCAGGCAACAGGCUCGGUGUUUUUCAAGAUUGAAGAUAAGCAUACAGAGAAGGAAAAGGCACCGGUGAUGUGGUUCAGGAUUGAAGGUGACGCGACAGACCACGAUGUUCGUUACGUUGCGCCAACUCCUGACUGGAUCCUUGCGCUUAUUCAGAAGAAGAUGAUUUUUUUUAAGAGGAUUGAGACGAUCAAGUUGUUCUAA
Arctia plantaginis is the source of this 579-nucleotide messenger RNA. The record is from the annotation of a GenBank genome assembly. NCBI's taxonomy places the organism in Eukaryota, Metazoa, Arthropoda, Insecta, Lepidoptera, Erebidae.